Molecule: messenger RNA, 582 nt
Organism: Aspergillus udagawae
Lineage: Eukaryota; Fungi; Ascomycota; Eurotiomycetes; Eurotiales; Aspergillaceae
Product: DNA-directed RNA polymerase III subunit RPC25
Exons: 7
Coding region: 1-582 (193 amino acids)
Biological process (GO): DNA-templated transcription; transcription initiation at RNA polymerase III promoter
Cellular component (GO): RNA polymerase III complex
Source: RefSeq, a predicted model, not a curated record
AUGUUCAUUCUUACAACCGUCUCAGAUCUCAUCCAGAUCUCUCCUGAAGACUUCUCCAAGUACAGCGCUGUCGCAAUCGAGGACAAUAUCAACGAAAAGUAUGCAAAUAAAGUCAUUCAAAAAAUUGGCCUUUGCAUCGGAUUCUAUGACUUGUUAGAAUCGUCGGAUGGUUUAAUAGGCCAUGGCACUGGUUUGGUCAAUGUAAACGUGAAAUUCCGGCUCAUCGUCUUCCGGCCGUUCAAAGGAGAAAUCCUACUAGGCAAGAUCUCCAGUGCUACUCAACAAGGAAUUAAGAUUGGUGUGGAAUUUUUCAAUGACAUUCUCAUUCCCCCGGAUCUUCUGUUGGACGGUGCUCGAUUUGACAUUGCCGAUCAGGUGUGGGUUUGGGAGAAUGAAGAUGGCUCAACAUUCUACUUCGACAUAGGAGAAAUUGUCCGUUUCAGAGUUGAGAUGGAGGAAUGGCAUGAUCAGAUUCCCAAUGCCCCAGAUCUAGGAGACGGCGCAACCAUUGAAAGAAAGCCUCCCUACUCCAUCAUAGGCUCGAUGCAAAUGGCGGGUUUGGGACCCGUGUCAUGGUGGUGA